GUUUUGAGGAAGGAUUCAUUGCAUGUUUCUAAAGCCAAUGUAUCUGUGAAAGCAAAACCUCUCAUAUAUAACUGUACACAAUUCUCAACCUAACCCAACAAUUCCGUAAACAAAGAACAACCAAAGAGAAAGAAAAACCUACAUUCCUCUUCUUCUUGUUUCUCUUUUUUUGCCCUACUUCGUUAGGGUUUCAAGUUAUUGACCUUUUUUUUUUCUUGGUAAUGCAUUCAAGCUUUCUUGGUUUAUUUCUGAUCUUGUUUUUCUUCGCUUAUUUGCUUGUUAUUGCAAGUUUUUCUGGUUUUUGGCCUCUUAAUCAAGGUUUCGUCUUUUUUGUGUUCUCCGUCUUCUUCGUCUUCUUAUUUGGGAUUCAAUCAUGCCUACUCUUGUCAACUACAGUGGAGACGAUGAGUUCUAUGCUGGGGGUUCUUUAUGUACAAAUUCCAUGCUUUAUUCAAUUGGCUCCCUCGUUGAUAUAUAUAGCCCUCCUUGCAAGAGGGCACGCACUAGUUCCCCAUUUCUUUUCGGGUCCUCUGAUUUUGAGCAGAAUAAGCAGCCAUCAAUCGACGUUCUACCAGAUGAAUGCCUUUUCGAGAUCUUCAGGCGAAUUCCUGGAGGCAAAGAGAGGAGUUCAUGUGCUUGUGUCUCCAAGAGAUGGCUUUUGUUAUUGAGUAGUAUUAAGAGGGCUGAAAUUUGCGAGAGCAAAACUUUAGUUGCAGAUAAUGAGGUUACAGUUUCUGUUUCCAAUGAUGUUGAAAUGAUCUCUUCUGAUGAAAAUGGGAAAAUUGAGAGUGAUGGGUAUCUUACAAGAUCUUUGGAAGGAAAGAAAGCAACUGAUACGAGACUUGCUGCAAUAGCUGUUGGAACUAGUGGCCAUGGUGGUUUAGGAAAGCUUAUGAUCCGUGGAAGCAACUCUGUUCGUGGAGUCACAGACCUUGGUUUGUCAGCAAUUGCUCACGGCUGCCCAUCAUUGAGGGCUCUUUCUUUGUGGGAUGUACCUUCUGUUGGUGAUGAAGGUUUGUUUAAGAUAGCCAAAGAAUGCCAUUUGUUGGAAAAGCUUGACCUUUGCAAUUGCCGGUCAAUUUCCAACAAGGGCUUGAUUGCAAUUGCAGAGAAUUGCCCAAACUUGAUUGCACUAAACAUUGAGUCUUGUCCAAAGAUAGGUAAUGAGGGCUUACAAGCUAUUGGAAAGUUUUGCACCAAUUUGCAAUCUCUUUCUAUUAAAGACUGCCCUCUUGUUGGGGAUCAUGGAGUAUCGAGUCUAUUGUCAUCAGCUUCUGGUGGGUUAACCAAGGUCAAGCUUCAGGCUUUGAAUAUCACAGAUUUCUCUCUUGCUGUAAUAGGGCACUAUGGCAAGGCUGUUACUAGUCUUGUUCUCAGCAGUCUCCAGCAAGUGAGCGAGAAAGGCUUUUGGGUCAUGGGAAAUGCUCAGGGUUUGCAAAAGUUGAUGUCUUUGACAAUUUCUUCUUGUCGGGGUAUAACAAAUGUGAGUAUUGAAGCUAUAGCAAAAGGAUGCACGAACUUGAAGCAAAUGUGCCUGCGCAAGUGCUGCUUCGUGUCAGACAAUGGAUUGAUUUCUUUUGCCAGAGCUGCAGGAUCUCUUGAGAGCCUGCAAUUGGAAGAGUGCAACAGGGUUACACAAUCAGGGAUUGUAGGUGCAAUCUCAAAUUCUGGAACAAAGUUAAAAGCUCUUAACCUUGUGAAAUGCAUGGGGAUUAGAGAUGGAACAUCAGGAAUGCCAUUGCUCUCACCUUGUAGCUCUCUUCGAUCCUUGUCCAUCAGGAACUGCCCUGGAUUUGGUAGUGCCAGCUUGGCUUUGGUGGGCAAGUUGUGCCCUCAGCUUCAGCAUGUAGAUCUCAGUGGCCUUUGCGCUAUUACAGAUUCGGGACUUCUCCCACUCUUGGAGAGUUGUGAGGCAGGACUUGUUAAGGUGAAUCUUAGUGGCUGCAUGAGUUUGACUGAUGAAGUAGUUUCAGUCUUGGCUAGGCUUCAUGGUGGAACUCUAGAAUUGUUGAAUUUGGAUGGAUGCAGGAAGAUUACUGAUUCUAGUGUGGCAGCAAUUGCCAGAGGUUGUUUGUUUCUUAGUGAUCUAGAUCUGUCAAAAUGUGCUGUCACUGAUUCUGGAAUUGCUGUCCUAGCAAGCGCAGAUCAGCUCAAUCUUCAAGUCCUCUCCCUAUCAGGUUGUUCUGAAGUAUCAAAUAAGAGCUUCCCUUUCCUAAAGAAAUUGGGCAGAACCCUGCUGGGGUUGAAUCUUCAACACUGCAGUGCCAUCAGCAGUAGCACAGUUGACCUGCUUGUUGAGAACUUGUGGAGAUGUGAUAUCCUGUCCUAAUCAGGAAGCGGAAUGAAAUGUGCAGAAAUGAAGAUAUUGGACCGUUUUCUAGAGUUCAAGAAAUCCAGUUGGAUUUCAUAGCUUGUACAAGAAUUAAUUUUCAUAUAGUCAGCUCACACUGGUAGCAGCAUUCAGCAUAGGUUUUUUGGCCCAUCAGUAUAGUGGGUACACUAGUAACUCCGGUUUGGUUGUUUUCCAGGGAACUUUGGCAGAUCACUCCUUCGUUUCACUUUUUGCAGGCUUGAAAGCUUGUUGUAACUCUUUAGCCCCCAUUCCUGGGAGGCAUACUCAUUCGAAGCCAUGGUCUCUUGAGAAUACAUUUACCAAACCCUAGUUAGAUUUUCGCCUGCAACUACUCCAUUCCUUAUCUCAAGUGCUUGUUGUCCUUUGCUGGAUGUGAAUACACACUUUGAAUGUCAGCUCGUCAAUUGAUGUUUGAUGGCAUAUUGAUAAUCGAUCCCUCGACCAAGGUUACUUUGUUCAAGUCAUGUGCAGUCUCUUGUUUUAAUAAGUUUAUCUCAGUUGCUAGUGUCUUUAUAAAUAUUAAUAAUGCUUGAAGCUCUUGUUACUUUGUUUAUAAAGUAACAAAGGUUUAUAAGGGUUACUUUGUUCAAGUCAUGUGGAGAGUCUCUUGUUUUGUUAAGUUUAUCUUAGUUGGGAGUGUCUUUAUAAAUAUUAGUAAUACUUGAAGCUCUUGUAGCGGUCGAGGUUCUUGUGUGUCCUUGGUGUGUAAGGUUGCUUAGGGCAGUUCUGUGUCUUGGGGUGCCUCAGAUCAGCAGGCUUUGGCAGUGGCAUUAUGGGUGAUAACUUUGUUUUGUAUUCUAAGCCAGGCUUGAUUUUUCAGGUUCUCUUUGAUUAUGAAUUGUUCUCUGCAACUGCUUCAAUAAAAUGUAAUAUUUCCCUUUCUGUUGUGUAAUUCAGUCCUUUGGAAGGUGUUUCUAUGA
Jatropha curcas is the source of this 3273-nucleotide messenger RNA. Its product is annotated as EIN3-binding F-box protein 1. Gene Ontology annotation, biological process: SCF-dependent proteasomal ubiquitin-dependent protein catabolic process. Gene Ontology annotation, molecular function: protein binding. The record is from RefSeq and is a predicted model, not a curated record. Lineage: Eukaryota; Viridiplantae; Streptophyta; Magnoliopsida; Malpighiales; Euphorbiaceae. Gene Ontology annotation, cellular component: SCF ubiquitin ligase complex.